Messenger RNA from Brenthis ino (lesser marbled fritillary), 222 nucleotides. NCBI's taxonomy places the organism in Eukaryota, Metazoa, Arthropoda, Insecta, Lepidoptera, Nymphalidae. The record is from the annotation of a GenBank genome assembly.
AUGAUACGGCGCGCCGUCGGAUUUUUCAGUGAAAUAGUUUCACCGAACGGCGUCGGCGGCGGUGACGGCAACGUCUGCGCCGGCGCAGGUCGAUGCCCCCGCCCGCCACGCGAUUUGGCUCAACUCGCCGCAUCCACAAAUGAACCGUCCUCGCCAAUAUUAGUACCCCAACAACUGACGUCAUCUAAUAUUUCACGAAAAUCUAUAAAUGGGCAUCAGAGA